Molecule: messenger RNA, 2448 nt
Organism: Euleptes europaea (tarantolino)
Lineage: Eukaryota; Metazoa; Chordata; Lepidosauria; Squamata; Sphaerodactylidae
Gene: PGAP6
Product: post-GPI attachment to proteins 6
Exons: 13
Coding region: 1-2448 (815 amino acids)
Cellular component (GO): plasma membrane
Source: RefSeq, a predicted model, not a curated record
AUGCAGGUCCCCGUGGGGUCACGGCUGUGUCAAAGGACACACAACGGGUUUCCCCAGCCGGAGGGCGGACUUCUGGGCGUCUCACGGCCCCUCCGCCACCUGGGUCCCCCCCCCUUCUCUCUGAGCCAGGGGCAGGCGCCGCUGCGCGGCCUCUGGAGGAGGCGCAUUGUGGUGGCCAGGACUCUGGCUCUGGCUUUUUGGUGCUCGAAGCUGGGGCACCUCCUGACCGGCUGCCCCUCUCCUUCCUUCCCAGAUUUGAGCUACAUCUUUGAGUAUUUUUCCCAGAGUGCUCAGAGGCUCUCCUUCUACAGCUGGUAUGGAAAUGCCAAACUCUUCCGCUUCCGGGUGCCGGAGGACACGGUCUCGCUGCACUGGCUCCUGCAGGCGUCCCGGGGGAGCGGCUCCAAUUGCGGCAGGACCCAGGUUACCAUCCACUUCCGUUACGGGGCCCCACCCGUCAUCAACCCUCUGGGCACGCAGUUUCCCGCCAACAUGAGCCUGCCCGGCUCCUACAGCCAGACCUUGACCCUGGCGGCCGCUCCGCAGAACAGUACCUUCCUCAACCUCACCAGCCCCGCGGCAGGCGACUGGUUCCUUGUGGCACACCUGCCAGAGGCCGCGGGCAAGAUCGAGGUCAAGGGCUUCUCCACACCCUGCACCUACACGUUCCAGCCCAGCCUGUCUGUGCUGCGCGCCCUGGGGGUGCCUGUCCUGGAGCCCGACGUUCCCACUUGGCAGACCAUCUCUGGGCCAUCUUGGCCACUUCACACCAAGGUCUUUGUCCCGGAAUAUAGUGCGGCACUGAAGCUGGAGCUGCGAAACUGCACGGCGAACGUUUCCGUGGCCUGCGCUCUGCGAGUCACGCUGGGUUCUGCCACGCUGCCACGGUCCUUCCAGGAGGUGCUCAACUGCACGGGGGAAGCCCCCUGCGGCCUCCUCCUGGCUUCGCCGCCGUGGCGGAAGUGGCUGCGGAUCACGGUGGAGAGUCUCAGCGGGCCUGGCAGCGGGCUCUCCUUCCAGACGGCUGCCUCCUUUGUAGCCUGCCGGCCAGGGGGAAGCAGCACCUUCCCGGCCUUCUACAGGAGUUUCAAUGGCAGCCAGGCGGUGCCGCUCCUGGUCGGCAGCCCGAAUGCCACCUGGCAGGCGGGGGCGAACACCUCUGCUCCGGGGAGCUCGUGCCUGCACAGCCAGCCGGUCAUCCGGGAGGACCUGGACGUGGUCUCGGUGGUGUUUCGGGUCCUCGGUGAGCCCAGCACCCCCGUCUGGCCUCAGCUGCCCACCCUGCUCCUCUUCAACCUGGAUUCAGGCACGGACAGCGGGGGGACACUGGUCCUCACCCUGAGGCUGAACAAGACAACCUGGAUCCCGGGGAACGCCACCGUGCUGGCCUGCUUGAGCGCCGCCUCCCCUGUGCUGAACCCGAAUGCCACGUGGGACUGCAGGACAGCUUUCUCCCGGGGCUACCCAUUGAAUGUGUCGGCGUCCUCGACAGAAGCCACGCUCAGCAUCCCCUACCCAGAGUCGGACCGCUGGUUCCUGUCCUUGCAGCUCGUCUGCCCGAAGGAUGAGUGGGAAUGCCGCAGAGUCCGAGCGCUGGUGACCGUCACCGCCUCCCUCAGCCCCUGCCUUGAAGACUGUGGGGCGUACGGGCAGUGCAGCUUCCUGAGGCGCCUCGGCUACCUCUACGCAGCAUGCAGCUGCAAGGCUGGCUGGAGCGGGUGGAGCUGCACAGACGGCUCGAAAGCCCAGUCUGCAGGCGCCCAGCUGCUGGCCGCUCUCUUGCUGACGCUCAGCAACUUGCUGUUCCUGCCGGCCAUCGCCGUGGCCCUGUACGGCUACCACUUGGUAGAGGCCUCCGUCUAUCUCUUCACCAUGUUCUUCUCCACGUUCUACCAUGCCUGCGACCAGCCUGGGGGGGCCGUGCUGUGCAUCAUGGAUUACGACACGCUGCAGUUCUGCGACUUCUUGGGCUCCGUGGUCUCCAUUUGGGUCACAAUUCUGUGCAUGGCCCAACUGAAGAAAAUGCAGAAAAAUAUCCUUGGUGUCGUGGGGACCCUCUUCAUCGCCAUGUCUCUGCAGCUGGACCGGAGAGGGGUUUGGAACAUGAUGGGACCCUGUCUCUUUGCCUUCAUUGUCAUGAUCUCCGUUUGGGUCUACCGUGGUGUGAAGCGCCAUCGCUGUUACCCGCCCUCCUGGAAGCGCUGGGCCUUCUUCCUCUUCCCUGGCAUCAGCCUGGCCCUCGUUGCCGUAGCGAUCUAUGCAUUCAUGGAAACCAACGAGAACUACUACUACACCCACAGCCUUUGGCACGUCCUCAUGGCCAGCAGCGUGGCCUUCCUCCUCCCCCCAGGGGAGAAAGCCAAGAGGUUGUGGGCAUGGUCGCGCAAGCUCCUCUGCGGCUACCAGAUCUGCAAAAACGACCAGGAAGAGCUGUAUGCGGUGACGUGA